AUGGGGAUGGAGGAGAAGCAGAAACCUAAUUUUCAUGACCAUCUCAUAGGAAAAGACACGCCCCUCUCAUGGUCAGAUCUUCCUCAAGAUCUCUUGAAUUCUAUCUUCGAACGUCUCACCUUUGCUAAUUUCCAACGAGCCAAAGCCGUAUGUUCUUCUUGGCUCGCCUCCUCGAGACAAUGCGUGCCCAAAAAACAAAACCAUUGGUUGAUUCUCUUCCCCGAAGACAACGAAAACAAUUACCAAUGCACGUUGUUCAAUCCAGAGGAACGAGACAAACUUCACAGAACGAAAGAUCUUGGUCUCGAGUUUGCAAAGAGUUUUUGUAUAGCAACCUAUGGAAGCUGGCUCUUGAUGCAAUACCCUCGAUGUAGUCUCUACGUUUUGAAUCUCUUUACCCACGAGAGAAUCAAUCUACCUUCCGUGGAGUCGCAGCUUGGAACGGCAAAGGUGGAGCGAACCCUAGAUGGAGAUGGCAAUGUUGAGUUUCGCACUACAGGUCCCGACGGAAAGGUGUAUAGAGGUACUAGUAUACGAAACCCUGUGUUUUGGAUCGAUGAAAGAACCAACGAUUAUGUUGUCGUAUGGGGACUUCGAGACUUGUGUGUUGUUUAUUCAAAGAAGGGAGAUACGGCCUGGACUCAACUUCCCAAAACCUCAGGCUGCGUUGACGUGGUUUACAAGGAAUCCAAGCUUUACUUCUUGAGCUUGUCCGGUUGUUUCUUUAUCUUCGAUUUGUCUGGAGAGACUCCGCAACAAAUCUUUCAGUGUGGUGUUAUCGUGGAAAGACUACGCUUAGGUCUUGUUGUUCCGACAAAACUUGUAGUCACCGUGACGGGAGAAGUCUUCAAGGCUGAAAAAUGGUGGAGGUCGAGGUCUAAAACCUGGACCUUUCGUGUUAUCAAGAUUUGUUCACCAGGAUUCCUGAGGAAUCACCAACUGGUUGGUUCUUUGGGCGACGAGUCAAUGCUUUUGGAACAAGGCGUCACUGUGCUCAGCAAUGAAGGAUUCAUCAGAGACUGCAUCUAUUUCAGUGAUAUAAGAGAGAACACUUAUUCUAUCUUUCUUUUUAAUCUCAAGACAAAGAAGACAGAGCCGCUUCACAACUUUGAUCGUUCCCUAGCUCAAUUCUCUAGAGCUCGUUGGUUCUUACCACAAACAUGAUUUGAUCUCAACUACGUUAUGUGAGGAAACUAAGUGUGUUUAUAGGUUUAUGAAAAAGCUAUUGUUUACCCUAAGUUCCCUCAUAGUACGCCUAAGUAAAUGUAUUUUCCUUUUCUUAUAUUUGUUGCCCAAACAUUAACAAGGACUCCAUACAAGAUCCUAAGUGUGGUGAUUUUUAUAACAAUUUGUAUUGACACAGUAACUUAGUUAUUGUAUGUUUCAACUUACAUAUUGUUUUUAUACCAACAUAACUUGAAGAUGACCAUCUAAUUUGGUUGAGAUCGAACCCAACUCAUUGGAUCGAUUCAAUAUGCUUUGAAUAGUUCUGAAGUGCGUAACAUUCAUGGUUUACUGUCACAAACUGUUUGAUGUUGUGCAACAAUAAAAUUGGAGAGACAGACACUAUUCGACAUUGAUCAACCGUGUUUGUGUAAUUGUGUUUGUGAAGUUGGGUAAUUACGGUCAGAUAUUUUUGUAUGAAUGCAAUUUCUCCCGAAAAAACAGAGACUGGUGUUAGGGAAUAGUGGUGUCUUUGAUGGUUAACUUUCACCCAAACGGCCAAACCCAAGACCCUUUUUGUCAUCCAGUAGUUUUUGAUUGAAAUCGUAAGGCUGGUGUUACACAAUACCUUUUCCUUGAAUAGUAAACUAAAAUUAUAAAUCGUCACAUCAUAAAUUAAUAAUCUGUUCCACAUUAUACGAUUGAAUUUUUAGCAAAG
Raphanus sativus (radish) is the source of this 1882-nucleotide messenger RNA. RefSeq names its product putative F-box protein At4g22170. The record is from RefSeq and is a predicted model, not a curated record. Gene Ontology annotation, molecular function: protein binding. The coding region runs from base 1 to 1164 and encodes 387 amino acids. The transcript has a single exon. Lineage: Eukaryota; Viridiplantae; Streptophyta; Magnoliopsida; Brassicales; Brassicaceae.